AUGACUCAAUUAACUCUAGCGUCCACAUAUAAAAUGAAGUCGGGGUACGAGAUUCCCGUUCUGGGCUUUGGGGCCGUCGUGGCUAUUGUCCAUGCACUAAAAGCCGGAUACAGACAUUUUGAUUCUGCACGCAUGUAUGACAGCGAAAAGGCCUGUGGGGAAGUAAUCAGGCUAUCGGGCAUCCCUCGCGAGGAGAUUUUCGUAACCACCAAAGUCCGCAAGGGCGGAUACAAAGAGACCAAGAAGGCUGUUGAGAAGAGUCUUCAGGAAACGGGUCUGGACUACAUCGACUUAUAUCUCAACCAUAGCCCGUACGGCGGCUCAGAGGCGAGAAAAGGAACGUGGAAGGCCUUGGUAGAAGCAAAAAGCGAAGGGAAGAUUCGAUCUGUUGGAGUGUCCAACUAUGGCGUGCACCAUCUUGAGGAGACACUGGCAUACAUCAAGGAGCUUGAGGGCGAGCUUGGCGAAGGAAAUGCAGGGGAGAUUAGCGUUGGCCAGUGGGAGCUGCAUCCCUGGCUGCCACACCCAGACAUUGUCGAAUGGUGCAAUAAGCAUGGAGUUGUGGUAGAGGCGUAUUGCCCGAUUGCCAAGGGACAGAGAUUCGAGGAGCCGCAAGUGCAGGCUCUUAUGAAGAAGUAUGGGAAGACGGGGGCACAGAUUUUAUUGCGGUGGAGUCUACAAAAGGGCUUUGUCCCUUUGCCAAAGAGUGAGACACCUUCUAGAAUUGAAGCUAAUACGGAGCUCUACGAUUUUGAAUUGACGGAAGAGGAUAUGGCAACGCUGGAUAUUGACUCUUAUUCCCCAACGACAUGGGAUCCUACAGUCAGCCCUCUUGAUAAUUAAAGGGAGUAAAGUUCACCCCCCAAAAUACAUCUCUUGGAAAAAUGUAGAGCAAUGGGAAUAGGUCUUUAACGUGGACUAGAGUCAUUAUUACACUAAAAGACGGG
Messenger RNA from Trichoderma asperellum CBS 433.97, 947 nucleotides. The record is from RefSeq and is a predicted model, not a curated record. NCBI's taxonomy places the organism in Eukaryota, Fungi, Ascomycota, Sordariomycetes, Hypocreales, Hypocreaceae.